GAUCAUCGUGCUAGGCGAAGGGGGGCGAAGUAGAGAGAGGUCGUGCUACCGGCUCUGUGAAGGGGUUGGUUGGGAUGGACCUUGUGUCUAAAGGGUUGGUCUGAAGAAGGGAAACAGACUGCUCAGCUCCUGGAACUCCGGACAAAUAACUACCAGCUUUCAGAUGAACUACGGAAGAAUGGUGUUGAACUCACCAGUCUUCGACAGAAGGUUGCCUACCUGGAUAAGGAGUUCAACAAAGCUCAGAAGGCACUGAGCAAGAGCAAGAAAGCUCAGGAAGUCGAGGGACUGCUGAGUGAAAAUGAGAUGCUGCAGGCAAAGCUGCACAGCCAGGAGGAAGACUUCCGUUUGCAGAACAGCACGCUUAUGGCUGAGUUCAGCAAGUUGUGCAGCCAGAUGGAACAUCUGGAGCAAGAGAACCAGCAGCUGAAGGAUGGCGCUGCCGGGGCAGGGGCUGCCCAAGCUGUGGGCCUCGUGGAUGGCGAACUGCUGAGACUGCAGGCGGAGAACACAGCCUUGCAGAAGAAUGUGGCAGCCCUGCAGGAGCGCUAUGAGAAAGAAGCUGGAAAAUCCCCAACUGCCAAUGAGGGCCAAGGGGAUCCCCCAGGGAGCCCAGCACCCACUGUCCUGUCCCCCAUGCCUUUGGCAGAAGUGGAACUGAAAUGGGAAAUGGAAAAGGAAGAAAAGAGGUUGCUUUGGGAACAACUACAAGGCUUGGAGAGCUUGAAGCAGGCUGAAACAUCCAGGCUGCAGGAAGAACUUGCUAAGCUCUCUGAAAAACUGAAAAAGAAACAAGAAAGUUUUUGCCGUCUGCAGACAGAAAAGGAGAUGCUGUUCAACGACAGCCGGAAUAAGAUUGAGGAGUUACAACAGCGGAAGGAAGCUGAUCUCAAAGCCCAGUUGGCUCAAACUCAGAAGCUACAGCAAGAACUUGAGGCUGCCAAUCAGAGCUUGGUAGAGCUGAGAGAUCAGUGUCAGGGGGAACGCCUGGAGCAUGCAGCAGCUCUACGAGCCCUACAAGAUAAGGUGUCCAUCCAGAGCGCAGAUGCACAGGAACACGUGGAAGGACUUUUAGCAGAGAACAGUGCCUUGAGGACUAGCCUGGCUGCCCUGGAGCAGAUCCAAACAGCAAAGACGCAAGAACUGAACGUGCUCUGGGAACAGAAUACUGGGCUGACAGCUGAGUUGCAGCAGCGGCAAACAGAGUAUGAGGACCUCAUGGGACAGAAAGAUGACCUCAACUCCCAGCUGCAGGAGUCAUUACGGGCCAAUAGUCGGCUGCUGGAACAACUUCAAGAAGUCGGGCAGGAGAAGGAGCAGUUGACUCAGGAGCUACAGGAGGCUCGGAAGAGUGCUGAGAAGCGGAAAGCCAUGCUGGAUGAGCUAGCAAUGGAGACACUGCAGGAGAAGUCCCAGCACAAGGAAGAGCUGGGAGCGGUCCGACUACAGCAUGAGAAGGAGGUGCUGGGGGUGCGCGCCCGCUAUGAGCGUGAGCUCCGAGAGCUGCAUGAAGACAAGAAACGUCAGGAGGAGGAGCUCCGUGGGCAGAUCCGUGAAGAGAAGGCCCGAGCUCAGGAGCUGGAGAAUCUCCAGCAGACAGUGGAGGAACUUCAAGUUCAGGUACACUCUAUGAAUGGAGCCAAGGGCUGGUAUGAACGGCGCUUGAAGGAAGCAGAAGAAUCUCUACAGCAGCAGCAGCAAGACCAAGAGAGAGCCCUCAAACAGUGUCGGGAGCAGCAUGCCAGUGAGCUGAAGAGCAAGGAGGAGGAGUUAUUGGGUCUGCAGGAUCAGCUCCAGCAGGCCCAGGAGGAGCGGGACAGCCACCUGGAAACCAUCAGCAACCUGAAGCAGGAGGUGAAGGAUACCGUGGAUGGACAGCGAAUCUUGGAGAAGAAGGGCAGUGCUGCGCUCAAGGACCUCAAGAGGCAGCUACACCUGGAGCGGAAACGGGCGGAUAAGCUGCAGGAGCGGCUGCAGGACAUCCUCACUAAUAGCAAGAGCCGCUCUGGCCUUGAGGAGCUGGUUCUCUCAGAGAUGAACUCACCAAGCCGGACCCAGACUGGAGACAGCAGUAGCAUCUCCUCCUUCAGCUAUCGGGAGAUCUUGCGGGAAAAGGAGAGUUCAACUGUUCCAGCCAGGUCCUUGUCCAGCAGCCCUCAGGCCCAGCCGCCAAGGCCCACAGAGCUGUCAGAUGAGGAAGUGGCUGAGCUCUUUCAGCGCCUGGCUGAGAUGCAGCAGGAGAAGUGGAUGCUGGAGGAGAAGGUGAAGCACCUGGAGGUGAGCAGUGCCUCCAUGGCAGAAGACCUCUGCCGGAAGAGUGCCAUCAUUGAGACCUAUGUCAUGGACAGCCGGAUAGAUGUGUCUGUGGCAGCAGGCCACACAGACCGCAGCGGGCUGGGCAGCGUCCUGAGAGACCUAGUGAAGCCAGGUGAUGAGAACCUUCGGGAGAUGAACAAGAAGCUGCAGAACAUGCUAGAGGAGCAGCUCACCAAGAAUAUGCACUUGCACAAGGACAUCGAAGUUCUGUCCCAGGAAAUUGUGCGGCUCAGCAAGGAGUGUGUCGGGUCCCCUGGCCCAGACCUACAACCUGGAGGAGCCAGCUAAAGACCUGCAGGCUGCACCCACUCCCUCCCCUCCGCACCCCUGCCAGGACACCAUUCCCUUGAGCUGUGGUGGGAAAAUGGGGUGGGGGGGUGGGGAGGGCUAAUGCCAAAAUCCAAUAGGGUGGGAAACUGGACAUUGAAGGGGUUGGAGGCCUGA
Manis pentadactyla (Chinese pangolin) is the source of this 2760-nucleotide messenger RNA. RefSeq names its product GRIP1 associated protein 1 (gene GRIPAP1). The record is from RefSeq and is a predicted model, not a curated record. The transcript is spliced from 26 exons. The coding region runs from base 307 to 2604 and encodes 765 amino acids. NCBI's taxonomy places the organism in Eukaryota, Metazoa, Chordata, Mammalia, Pholidota, Manidae. Gene Ontology annotation, biological process: regulation of neurotransmitter receptor transport, endosome to postsynaptic membrane; neurotransmitter receptor transport, endosome to postsynaptic membrane; regulation of modification of synaptic structure. Gene Ontology annotation, cellular component: extrinsic component of postsynaptic early endosome membrane; postsynaptic recycling endosome; glutamatergic synapse.